Molecule: messenger RNA, 1575 nt
Organism: Exophiala dermatitidis NIH/UT8656
Lineage: Eukaryota; Fungi; Ascomycota; Eurotiomycetes; Chaetothyriales; Herpotrichiellaceae
Product: 3-isopropylmalate dehydrogenase
Exons: 4
Coding region: 207-1319 (370 amino acids)
Biological process (GO): L-leucine biosynthetic process
Cellular component (GO): cytosol
Molecular function (GO): 3-isopropylmalate dehydrogenase activity; magnesium ion binding; NAD binding
Source: RefSeq, a predicted model, not a curated record
CCGGCGGCCAAACAAGGGCACUCCAAAGUCACAACACGUCCAUUCACAAAGCGUCUGAUUCUAAUAAAAAUCGAGCCCGCAACUAUUCUUCGACUUUGGUUCAGUAGAUCCCACGAAAAGAAACCGAGUUGUCAGCUAGAGUCUGGCAAGAGAGGAAGAUCGUAACAGUGGACAGGAACUUUCCCAAGGAAAGCCGGGAUUCAAAGAUGCCGACUUUCAACAUUGUCGUGUUUGCGGGCGACUAUGCUGGGCCAGAGGUGACCAACGAGGCAAUCAAGGUCCUCAAGGUGGUUGAAAAGUGUGCCAAGGAUGUCAAGUUCAAUUUCCAGGAGCAUCUGCUUGGAGGUUGCUCAAUCGACGCGCACGGCACACCCCUAACCGACACCGCCCUCUCCGCCGCCCAAUCCGCACACGCCGUCCUCCUCGGCGCAAUCGGCGGGCCCAAAUACGGCGUCGGCCCCAUCCGCCCGGAACAAGGUCUCCUCAAACUCCGCAAGGAGAUGAACACAUUCGGCAACCUCCGACCCUGCUUCUUCGCCUCACCCACACUAGCAUCGCGAUCUCCUCUGAAAGAAGAAAUCUGCCAGGGGACCGACAUCAUGAUCGUGCGCGAACUCACGGGAGGAAUCUACUUCGGCGACCGGGUCGAGGGGAACCCAGCCGACGGACCCAACGAAUGGGCCGAAGACCGCGAACCAUACACGCGCGCGGAAAUCGAACGCAUCACCCGUCUCGCUGCCCACCUUGCACUCGCAAAAACUCCACCCGCCAAAAUCUGGAGUCUGGAUAAAGCCAACGUGUUGGCCACAAGUCGAUUGUGGCGCCGCGUCGUGACCGAGACAUUGAGCCGAGAGUUCCCGCAGCUACAAUUCGAGCAUCAAUUGAUCGACUCGGCCGCCAUGAUUAUGGUCAAGAACCCCCGUGCUCUGAACGGAGUGGUUGUCACUUCGAACUUGUUCGGCGAUAUUAUUUCCGACGAGGCCUCGGUGAUCCCCGGCAGUUUGGGCCUGUUGCCAUCCGCGAGUCUGAGUGGAAUUCCGGAUGGGAAUGGGUUGUGUAAUGGUAUCUAUGAGCCUAUUCAUGGCUCGGCGCCGGAUAUUGCGGGCAAGGGGGUGAUUAAUCCGGUCGCUACGAUUUUGAGUGUUGCCAUGAUGUUGCUUUAUAGUUUGAAUAUGCCGAACGAAUCUCGAUUGGUGGAAGAGGCUGUGAAAAAUGUCAUUGAACGGGGGGUUACGACGAGGGAUAUUGGUGGCCAGAACUCGACGGCUGAGGUGGGGGAUGCGGUUGCGAAGGAGCUGGAGGAGUUGUUUAAGAGCUAGAAACAAGCGGAAAAAAAAAGGCAAGGGGAGAGACAGUUGAAAGAUGGAGGCUUUGUUCAGAGAUAGUUGGGGCACCUGAAAAAAAAAAGGAACGGAUGAGAUGAUCUGGUUCAAAAGCACAGACAGGGUACUGGCAUGAGGCUACUAUCUCGUAACCUACCUACUUAGGUAUUAUCAUAGGAACUGCGGAACGGAAUAUUCAAAAAGGCAUUGUGUUCUACAACUUGAAUACAAGAAAAAGCCAUCUCUCAUGCAG